Messenger RNA from Striga asiatica, 462 nucleotides. Lineage: Eukaryota; Viridiplantae; Streptophyta; Magnoliopsida; Lamiales; Orobanchaceae. The record is from the annotation of a GenBank genome assembly.
AUGGGCUAUUCGCAGAGGAUGCGGUUCGCUACUCGUAGGUUGGUUGUUGACGGGGUUGUUUUCUGCUCGCGAGAUGUGUUUGAAGGCUGGAUUGCUGUUGUUACACGAUCGUUUACAGUGUACGGGGUCGGCCUCGCUGCUGCUGGUAGUCACCAGAAUAAAAGGAGGAAGAAGAAUGCCAUUUCUAGAGUGGUGGAUAAUACAAACAGAACUGCAGUUAGCCAGGAGCAGAAUGAGACUUGCUUUUUCUAUCAAUCCCUCUUUACAUAUGAGGGAUCUAGAGGUGAAGAAGAAAUCUUGCAUUUAAUAUCGCCUGUUAUUUCUGAGGAGGUGAAUUCCAGACUGAUAGCAACUGUUGAUGAGGCUGAGAUCAAGGCUACUCUAUUUUCUAUGAAUCCAAACAAGGCGCCAGGAGAAGAUGGCAUGACUCUAUUAUUUUUCCAGCACUUGGCCCCUUAUUAA